GUGCAGUCUGUGCGUGCGUGACGUCAUUUUCGGUCCAGGCGUGGCUUGAGGCAGUUACUUAAAAACUGUGAGCGUGUGAGAGCGAGUGUGUUUUGUGAGAGGAGCGGCAAUGAGAUCGGACUCGCCCCAGAAACAUGACGGCUUCAAGUGGUCAACGUUGGCACCCUUGUCCAAUCCCCUCCGGAAGGCGGCCGCCGAGAAGAAGCCCCCCGGGAAAGCGGCGGGAGGACCCAAGCUGAACCUGAAGUUCCCCAAGGUGUGGGGCCCCAAAGCACCUCAAGUCAGGCGUAACAGCACCUCCACCACGGACAAACGGACGGAGCCCCAAGAUAUCCCUGACCUCACAGCGCAGCCGCCGCCAGCACCGCCGCCACCGGCGCUGACGUUUGAGCAGCAUCUUUCGGCGCUGCACCUGAGCGAGGCGGGCCGGCUGCUGCUGGCCCGAGAGGAGCGUCUUUUCGUGGGCGGCCCCGACGACAAGGCGCCCCCCCUCGAGGUGCCCUCGGGGGACGUGGACGCCCUGGCGGCCGACCGGCAAACUUUGGAGGAGGCGGUGCUGCAGACGCUCAGGGGCUCCCUGGACCAAAUGGACGCCGACGCGCUCAAGUCAGCCGUGACGUUUAUGCAGCAGGAGGACGAGUGCGACGAUGGGUGGGAGCAAUAUGGAGGCAUGGCGCCGCCCUGGAGGCUCAGGGGCUGGAGGCAGCUGCACGACGAGACGCUGCGCAGCCUGGUCGAGGAGCGCAUGGACGCCCCGCCCACGCCCUCGACGGAGCAGUCGUCCAUCCAGGCCGACGUGCACGGCAUGGGCCGGCGGCUGAGGCGCGACCUCCUGCUGGUGGCGGAGCGCGUCAAGCCGUGCUACCCGAGCCACCUCGCCAUUUGCCAGCUGUACGCCACCUGGUACCACCAUUGCAUCAGCAUCAGGCUCAGGAGGCUGGCCGACUUCGGGCUGGACGACCGGGACUGCACCUUCCUGCUGCGCUGGGUCAACGACUACUACCCACAGUUGCUUCAGGAACCUCAGCUGGCCGCCGACAUCGACGCCAAAGUCCUUCAAGAGCUCCUACCUGAAAAUCUCCUCUCACCUCUGGAGGAACAAUACCUCAGCCAUCAGCAGCGAGAGCUGACCACGUACGUCGGACGUAUCCUAGACCAGGCCCAGGAGGCCUGGACCAAAGGCGAGGAGCCGCCCAAGGAGGACGGAUGCUUCGUCAGUCCAACGGCCUAUGACGUCAUUCAGAUGGUCAACGGCAUCGUGAAUGCGGCGGCGAAGGUGGUGGGCGACCCGCACAAGGCUCAGAAUUUGACUCGUCAGCUGCAAGACUUGCUGCACAGGUUCAGGACGUUCCAGGCCCAAGUCAUCAAGCGCAACAAGGCCAACAGCGCGGCCUUCGUCAAAGCCAACCUCGGCUGUGUGGCGCAGUUCAGGCACUUCCUGAGCACGCAGAGCCGCCUGUUCCCGGAGGACGUGCGCGAAGGCUGCCUGAGCGUUCUGAGCGACAUGAAGCAAAGCGCGCACGACUACCUGCUCAAUCCCGUGCACAGGAACCUCAAGUUGUGCUACCGGAAGCUUUUCAGCCAAGAGUGGUUGAAGAAGUCGACGCUGGUGCUCCUGCUAUCCGGCCUGGAGGACGAAAUGCCUCAGCUUCAAGGUUCAUCCGAGUCCUGUCACCGGGAGCUGAUUGGCCAGCUGCACCAGGAAGUGUCGGUGGAGUACGCUCGCAGGCUUCUCAAGGGGGAACUCAGGCUGAAGGACAAACAGCAGCAGCAACAGGCCGCCGACAACGUGGAUGACGACGCGUGCGCUCUGCACGACUUCUUCGCCAGACACGGCUCCGAGGAGGCGUGGCUUCAGAAGGCUCUCAGCAUGAUGGCCGAAAUCCUGAAGCUCCAGGAUCUCCCUGCCAUCCAGUGCCAGGUGGCCUCGCUGGGAAGCGAUUUCCCCGACUUCAGCGAGAAGCAUGUGAUGUCUUUGCUCAAACUGAAGUGCAGCCUCACCAAGGAGGAUAGGAUGAAUAUACAGGCCGUCCUGGCGGAAAUUCCCAAGGACUGUGGACGAUCGCGACCUUUUUUCUCAUUUGUCCUGGUCAAAUAGCGAUGGUGCCAAAUAGUGAUCCUCCACGCUCCAAGCGCAAUGUGGUACCCGUUAUUCUGUGUGUGUGUGUGUGUGUGUGUGU
Hippocampus comes (tiger tail seahorse) is the source of this 2180-nucleotide messenger RNA. It is a transcript of the gene tnfaip2b, whose product is annotated as tumor necrosis factor, alpha-induced protein 2b. Gene Ontology annotation, cellular component: exocyst. The record is from RefSeq and is a predicted model, not a curated record. Gene Ontology annotation, molecular function: SNARE binding. The coding region runs from base 110 to 2098 and encodes 662 amino acids. The transcript has 14 exons. Lineage: Eukaryota; Metazoa; Chordata; Actinopteri; Syngnathiformes; Syngnathidae. Gene Ontology annotation, biological process: exocyst localization; exocytosis.